UUUCCAGACAGGCCCCUCCCACUACCAUCAGGAUAAAACCUAGAAUCGUUCACGGUUCCUUCAGAGAGAGGGUUGUAUGUUCAUAGCACAGGGUUUAGGUCGAAACUCGGUGAUCAUGUUGGUAAAGGUUUUAGCUCCACUCCUGACAGUCUUCUUAGCCCUUGCGAGCGCGGACAUGGUCGGUGCGCCUGAGGAUGCAGACAUAAACAGCCCGGAAGUCCAGGGUGCCCUGCGUUUCGCAGUCGCUCAGUAUAACGCAGAGAGCGACAGCAUUUACACCAGUCAAGUUGUUAAGGUGAUCAGUGUCCAGACGCAGGUUGUUGCCGGUAUGAAGUACAUCUUCACCGUUGAGAUGGCCAAGACCUCCUGUAAAAAAGCAAAAGCUGAAGAGGAUUGUGCUAUAAAUUCAGACCCAGCCAUCGCACAACCCCAUGAAUGCACGCUUGCAGUAUGGAGUCAGCCUUGGAUUGACAGCGUGAAACUGAUCGAGAAUACCUGCUAAGAGAGAUCACGUACUAUCAAAAGUGAUGAGCUUGUUUAAGAAAUUAUAUAUAAAGGUCCUUUAUUCAUCAGGCUGAAGUUGGAAAUAUGUAUACUUCUCUUUAUCAACUAACACCAAUAAACUAGGCUCUGAGUUUAGAAAAUGAUGGUUCUAGGGAAAAAAAAUAUUAAAUUGUAGGCAAUAUUAGGUAAUAUAAUUUAUUGUAUUGAUGAUGAUAAUAAUAAUAAUAAUAAAAAUUCUGAAUGUA
Tachysurus fulvidraco (yellow catfish) is the source of this 749-nucleotide messenger RNA. Its product is annotated as cystatin-like. The record is from RefSeq and is a predicted model, not a curated record. Bases 77 to 502 code for a protein of 141 amino acids. The transcript has 3 exons. NCBI's taxonomy places the organism in Eukaryota, Metazoa, Chordata, Actinopteri, Siluriformes, Bagridae. Gene Ontology annotation, molecular function: cysteine-type endopeptidase inhibitor activity.